Entamoeba histolytica HM-1:IMSS is the source of this 585-nucleotide messenger RNA. RefSeq lists its product as uncharacterized. Bases 1 to 585 code for a protein of 194 amino acids. The transcript has a single exon. The record is from RefSeq and is a predicted model, not a curated record. NCBI's taxonomy places the organism in Eukaryota, Evosea, Mastigamoebida, Endamoebidae.
AUGCUUGCUUUAUUCUUACUCGUAUCUAUUGCUCUUGCAGAAAAGAAGGAAUACCUUGCUGUUACAAACUAUACUAGUGAUGGAAAUAUGUUUUAUGGAGCUCCAUUAAAUAGUUGUCUUACUUAUUACCGUUUUUUAUCAAAUGGAAAUAGUUAUUAUGUUAAAUUUUCUAACACCGAACCUAAGGUACAAUAUUAUGUAGACGAAUAUUGUACAUCUGUAAGUGGUGCUGCUGUGGCACCAGUUGAUUGGGAAAUUAAAGAAGUUGAUAUUGAUUUCAGUCAAAUUACUAUUCCAAGUGGUAAAGGUAUUCCAUUAUAUAUUAAACCAACUUGUGCUAAAAUAUCUAACGAAGUUUCAUUUAGUCAAGAAAACGAUGGAACGACUAUUACUCUUAAACGAUACUCUGAUGACCAUUGUGAUGAUAGUUACCUUACUCAAAAAAUGACAUGUCAAGAUGAAAAUGUUUACAAUUAUGAUGAUGACCAAUAUUUAUUUGGUGAAGGACAAAAGGCAAGAGUUAUUUGUGGUUCUUCUUUGUUAACUGUUCUUUUUAUUUCAGCUAUCGUUUUGAUGUUAAUCUAA